UUAAGCCCCAAAGCCCUCCGCCAUCUUCUUCAAAAGCGCACCCUAUUCUUCUCUAUUUGCAUCGCAUUUGUUCUUGAAUCUCUUUGGUAUUCCCAGAAGCCCUCAGAGAGAGAGAGAGAGAGAGAGAGAGAGAGAGAGAAUCAUGUUCCAGCACAAGAAGCCCUCAACUAUGAAUUCUCAUGACAGACCCAUGUGUGUUCAAGGUGACUCUGGUCUUGUCCUCACCACAGACCCUAAGCCCCGCCUCCGGUGGACUGUCGAGCUCCAUGAACGAUUCGUUGAUGCCGUUACUCAGCUUGGAGGGCCAGACAAGGCAACACCCAAAACCAUCAUGAGAGUUAUGGGUGUGAAAGGUCUGACCCUUUACCACCUCAAGAGCCACCUUCAGAAAUUCAGGCUUGGGAAGCAACCCCAUAAGGAAUUCAAUGAUCACUCGAUUAAGGAUGCUUCAUCUUUAGAACUUCAACGAAAUACUGCAUCUUCAUCCAACAUAAUGGCCCGCAGUAUGAACGAGAUGCAAAUGGAGGUGCAAAGAAGACUGCAUGAACAAUUAGAGGUGCAAAGACAUCUUCAGCUGAGGAUUGAGGCCCAAGGAAAAUAUAUGCAAAGUAUAUUGGAAAAGGCUUGUCAAACCCUUGCUGGUGAAAGCAUGGCAUCUGGAAGCUACAAGGCUAAUAUUGGAAGUCAAGGCCUCCCUGACAUGGGAGUAAUGAAAGACUUUGGUUCUCCUCUCAACUUUCCAUCUUUUCAAGACCUUAAUAUAUUUGGAGGUGACCAACUUGACCUUCAGCAUAACAUGGAAAGGCCACAACUUGAUGGAUUCAUGCAAAACAACGAUAAUAUUUGUCUUGGAAAGAAAAGGACCAGCCCUUAUAGUGGUAGUGGAAAGAGCCCCUUAAUCUGGUCCGACGAUCUCCGGCUGCAAGACUUGGGAACAACUCCAUCUUGUCUUGGGCCUCAAGAUCAUGAUCCUUUCAAAAGUGCAGACCAAAUUCAGAUUUCACGGCCAUCCAUGGAUAGAUCAGGCGCGGACAUCGACUCCAUAUCAGAUAUUUAUGAAACAAAGCCUCCACUCCAGGGUGGUGGUGACUCUAUGGGUGAAAAGAAAUUCGAAGCAUCUGUAAAGCUUGAAAAGCCAUCUCCACGAAGAGCACCACUUCCCACGGACAGGAUGAACCCAAUGAUCAAUGCCGGUGCCAUGCCUCAAGGAAGAAACUCACCAUUUGGGUGAUUGUAAAUCGUUAAUUAUAAUUAGAUGUAAUUGACUUUUAAGCUAUGAGAUCUAGGGUUUUGGUGCUUGAAGAAUAGCAGUUAAAUUAGGGUUUCAACUAAAGAAACUAUGGUAUAAUGCCUUGCAUGGCAGAUCUUAUUUAAGACGUUAUUUUUAUCCUGACUGGUAAUUAAAUUGGUGUUUUAUUGUGAAUCAGGUAAGUUCUUGAUGCUUCUUU
Molecule: messenger RNA, 1448 nt
Organism: Juglans regia (Persian walnut)
Lineage: Eukaryota; Viridiplantae; Streptophyta; Magnoliopsida; Fagales; Juglandaceae
Product: myb family transcription factor IPN2
Exons: 6
Coding region: 143-1231 (362 amino acids)
Molecular function (GO): DNA binding; DNA-binding transcription factor activity
Source: RefSeq, a predicted model, not a curated record